Messenger RNA from Diuraphis noxia (Russian wheat aphid), 1083 nucleotides. Its product is annotated as protein takeout-like. Gene Ontology annotation, biological process: multicellular organismal reproductive process. The record is from RefSeq and is a predicted model, not a curated record. Lineage: Eukaryota; Metazoa; Arthropoda; Insecta; Hemiptera; Aphididae.
UUUAAAAGCACACGACCAUAGUCAGACUGUGUGGAGUUUGAAGUUUGUCGAGGUUGACGGUAGUUGAAUUAAAUUUAUCCGAUAAAAAUCGUACAAUAUGACUGCUAAUAUUUUGAACAUUGUUUGCGGUUUUGUGUGCGUUGUUAUCGUGUGUGUAAAUGCAGCUCCUUCAUCGAAAUUACCUAAAGGUUUUAUACAAUGCAAAAAAAGUGAUCCUAAGUUUGAUGAAUGUUUAAAGAUGGGACUUCAAAGUGCUGUCCCUCAUUUAGCAAAAGGUGUCCCAAAUUUGGGGUUACUCAAAAUGGAUCCACUGCGAAUCAAUUCAUUGAUAAUUGACCAAGGUACUGGUCCAGUUAGUAUUAAACUGGAUUUUAAAAAUUUGGAUAUCAUAAACAUGAAAUCCAUUAUUAUGGAAAAAAUACAUUAUAAUCCAGAAAAUUAUGUUUUGGAUGUUCAAUUACAUCCCGAAAAAUCUAUAAUUUUGGAUAGUGAUUAUGAAAUAUCUGGAAAAGUAUUAAUUCUCCCAAUUGUAGGAAAGGGAAGAUGUAAAAUUGUCUUAGAUGUCUCAAAACUUGUUGGCACUGUUCAAUUGAAACCAAUCGUAAAGAAUGGAAACAAACAUUUAGAAAUUGUAAACAUAGCAUGGAAAUUCACACCUACGAAAUUGAACCUUAAAUUUGAAAAUUUGUUUAACGGAGAUAAAGCUUUAGGAGAUAACAUGAACGUAUUCUUAAACGAAAAUUGGCGUGAACUUUUAAAGGAAUUGCAACCGGCGAUUGAAGAAGUUUUUGGCAGCGCCUUCAAAGAAAUUGGUCAAAACUUUUUAAACCGUAUUCCGGAAAAUCAAGUACUCCUAGAUUAAAUUUAAAUGUAGUUUGUAUGUUUUUUUUUAUCAUUUUUGAAGGUAAAUAAUAUGUUUGACUGUUUACAAUUACCUAAUAAUGAUAAUGUAGCACGUUUUAUAAGAUAUCAUUUCGAUAAAUCUAGUAUGUAUUUAUUGUAUAAUUUAUCAUGACUAUACAAAGAGAUAUCGAAUGAUAUAGUUGUACUGUUUAAAUAAAUAUUAAAAUGUAUACGUUUUUA